UUGUAGGUAGUACAAGAACUGAAAAAUAAUUUUUGGUUGCCAGUAUACCUGUAGUCGUUGCACUGAUCAGUCGAUAGUUUUGUGAUAAAUUAUUUCUCAAGUGAAUUAAAUUAUUAACCAUGGGACGUGAUUCUAGAAAGGUUUCAAGAGAACUUCGGAGUUCUGAAAAAAUUAAUAAGUCGCGUUCAGUCAAAAGAAAGAAUGUUUUUAAUCCGAAAACAGCCGAACGUGAUGAAAGUAUUCAGAGUACAUCUUCUAAAAAAUUAAAACAAAACACUGAAGAUGAUGUACCUGAAGACAGCAGUACUGAAUUUCGAAUAAUAAAUUUUAUUCAGGUAUUCACUGCAAUUUCUGCUCUUAUAAAAUGUAAAAAAUGUGAUGGAAAUGUAGUGUUUCAAACAGCAAGUACACGUGGGCUGGGAUUCAAAAUUGUAGUUGCAUGUAAUAACUGUGGAAAUGAAUAUAUUCCUUCCUGUUCUUUCGUUGGGCAUUCUUAUGAAAUAAACAGACGUUUCAUUUUUGUAAUGAGAAUACUAGGAAUAGGAUACGAAGGAUUGUGCAAGUUUUGCGGCCUGAUGGACAUGCCGUCUUUUUUAGAUAAAUCUACGCAUACAAUUUUACUGAAACAGAUUUUGAAUUGUAGUAAAGCCGUCGCAGAAACCUUCAUGACGAAAGCUGUGAAUGAAGAAAAGCAAGCAAUGCCAACAACUGAAAAUGAAGAUAUAAAUCAUCUAACUGUAUCGGGAGAUGGAACCUGGCAAAAACGGGGAUAUACAUCGUCAUUUGGAGUUUCUUCUAUAAUUGGCUAUUUUACUGGAAAGAUUCUUGACAUAAACAUUAAAAGUGCAUAUUGUAAGCUAUGUGAGUAUUGGAAAAAAAAAACAAAUACUGUUGAGUUCGAGGAAUGGUAUCAAUCGCAUGAAGAUGUGUGUUCUGCUAAUCAUCAAGGGUCUUCUGGGAAAAUGGAGGUGGAUGCGAUGGUCGAAAUGUUUUCGUAUUCUGAAACUAAAUAUGGAGUUAAGUAUGCCAACUAUAUUGGUGAUGGUGACUCCAAGACCUAUUCAGGAAUUAUAAAAUCAGAUCCUUACGAAAAUACAACUGUAAAUAAAAAGGAAUGUAUAGGGCAUGUCCAAAAGCGGAUGGGGAGUCGAUUACGUACGCUGAAGAGUAAACAAAAAGGUCUUGGUGGUCGAGGUAAGCUCACAGGAAAAUUAAUAGACAAACUAACUGUGUACUAUGGUUUAGCAAUACGCCGGCAUUGUGAUUCUAUUGAAAAUAUGAAAUCUGCUAUAAUGGCAACCUUUUAUCACUACGGCUCGAGUGAUGAAAAACCGAAUCAUGAUAUGUGUCCAAAAGGCGAAGAAUCUUGGUGCUCUUACCAGCGCGCUGAAGCAAGAGGAGAGCUUGAUACCUUUUCUCACGAUUAUUCUCCUUUACCUUCUGAUGUUUUAAAAGCUAUCAAGCCUAUAUACGAAGAUCUUAGUAAUGAAAAUUUACUUUCAAGAUGUGUAGGUGGAUUCAAUCAGAAUAAUAAUGAAAGCUUUAACCAACUAGUAUGGAAAAUAUGUCCAAAAACGGUAAAUACUAGUUUUACUAUCGUACAAAUAGCUGCAUACGUUGCUAUGUGUAUAUUUAAUGAGGGUAUAAAUUCAUUAUUAGUCUUGAUGAAUACACUAGGACUUAAUUGUGGGCCUAAUUCUCAUCGGUAUGCAGAAAGAAUGGAUGCUGCACGUAUCAAAGUAGCAGAUAAGCGCGCUAAUGAUAACACCCGAGAAGGUCGAUUGCAACGUAGGCACCAGCAAAUCGAUAUUUUGGAAGCUGCUAUGUCGGCUGAAGAGCUAUUAUAUGGUCCAGGAAUAGAUGACUCAGUAUGAAUCUCCAAGGACUUAUGAUGAUCACCGCAAAGGACUUCGGGAGGAACGGGCUCUACAAAAACAGCGAUAACUUUUUGAAUUAUUAAUUUUUUUUUUUGAAAUUUUCGUGAAGUCAAAUCGAAACGUGUUCUAAUAAAGCUAUGUUUUUAUUUUUGUCAAAUAAAGUAAUUAACUACAAAAAAAAAAUUAUUGAAAAUCAUC
Microplitis mediator is the source of this 2075-nucleotide messenger RNA. RefSeq lists its product as uncharacterized. The record is from RefSeq and is a predicted model, not a curated record. The transcript is spliced from 2 exons. The coding region runs from base 120 to 1874 and encodes 584 amino acids. Lineage: Eukaryota; Metazoa; Arthropoda; Insecta; Hymenoptera; Braconidae.